CCCUAUUUGUUUUGCUUCUUCCACUGCAUCCCCCCCUUCCCUAUCCCUCCCCUUUACCCCUUUGGGUUGCCCACGUCCGAAACGUCCAGAAGCGGAAUUGAUUGAGUUUCGGGCCGAAUCGAUGAGUGGGCGCUUUGCCGACCCCACGGAGCAUUUAAAUGUGACCAGCAGUGUGGUACGGCACGUGAGAUGCGGGCUGGAAGCGCACACGCAUGCUGCUAACGGCGCUAGAAAGUAGCGCGCUCAUCGAGAAAACGACUGCUUAUCUCGCGCGCCCUCAGCCUCGUCACGAUCGUUAUCGCGUCCCGCAGUCCCUAAAACCAGUGUGAGAGUGAUUGUGAGCGGUGGCUGGAGAUCCUGUUUGCUGUUUGCUUGCGGUUGUCUUGUAUAAGGGAGAGGAUGGAUUUCGUAGAAGAAUUCACCGACGAGGAGCGGUUAAAAAUUGAGCAAGAUUUCUCCCGCCUGGCAGACAAAUGCUAUCUGGACCACGCGGGCACGGCACUGUACGGCGAGUCGCAGCUGCGCGCCGUCCAGGAGCUGCUGGCGGGCGGCCUGUACUGCAACCCGCACACCAGCCGCACCAUGGAGGACCUGAUCGAUCUGGUGCGGUACCGGGUGCUGCGCUGGUUCCAGACCCGGCCGGCCGACUACAGCCUGGUGUUUACCUCUGGCACGACCGCCAGCCUGAAGCUGGUCGCCGAGUCGUUCGAGUUCGGACCGGGCGACGCUGAGCCGGGCUCGUUCGUCUACCUGCGCGACAGCCACACGUCCGUGCUGGGGAUGCGCGAGCUCGUCCGCACGGGGCGGGUGCAGCCGAUCGAGCGGGCCGAGCUGCUGCAGGCGCUGAACGAACCGGAGGACCCGCGGCGCCAGCACCCCCAUCGACCCUCGCUACUCGUCUUUCCCGCCCAGUGCAACUUUAACGGCGCCAAGUACCCGCUGGAGCUGUGCGAGCUGAUCGAGCGGAACGGGCUGCGCGGGUACGGCGGGGACGCGUUUCACGUCUGUCUCGAUGCGGCCAGCCACGUCUCGACCAGCCCGCUCGAUCUGUCCCGCUACCGGCCGAGCUUCGUCUGUCUGUCGUUCUACAAGAUCUUCGGCUACCCGACCGGGCUGGGCGCGCUGCUGGUACGCCGGGACGCGGAACCGCUGCUGCGCGGGAAGCGGUACUACGGCGGUGGCACGGUCAAGAUAGCGCUGAGCGGGCCGGACCGGUUCCACGAGCGGCGGGACGCGCUAGCGGACCGCCUCGAGGACGGCACGAUCAACUUCCUCUCGAUAGCGGCGCUGCUGCCGUGUCUGGAGACGCUCACGCGCCUCAUCCCCGGCGCCACGAUGGACCGGAUCCAGCGGCACACCUUCCAGCUCGCCCGCUACUGCUACCGGGAGCUGCAGGCGCUGCAGCACGCAAACGGCGGCCGGGUGGUCGACCUGUACCACGAUACCGCGUUCGGGGACGCCCGCACGCAGGGCGCCAUCGUCAACUUUAACGUGCUGAACGACGACGGUGGGCACGUGGGGUUCGCCGAGGUGGCGUGUAUGGCCGCCAACCACGGCAUCUAUCUGCGCACCGGGUGCUUCUGCAAUCCGGGCGCCUGCCAGCGCCACCUGCGGCUCGCCGAUGACGAUCUGCUGCGCCACUACCGGGCCGGGCACGUGUGCGGCGACGCGAACGAUCUGAUCGACGGGCAGCCGACCGGGUCGGUGCGCGUCUCGUUCGGGUACUGCACGCGCCGGUCCGACGUCGACCGGCUGGUGGCGAUGGUGCGCCGGUGCUACGUGCGCCGCUCGAUAACCGGGCCGCUGUCGCGCGCGGACGUCCUGGCGCAGUACAAAAGCUACGAUCGGCCGCGGCUGGUGCAGCUCUGCCUGUAUCCGGUCAAGUCGUGCGGUCCGCUGCGCGUCACUACCGGUGGGUGGCCGCUCGCCCCGACCGGGCUGCUCUACGACCGCGCGUUCCUGAUCGUGGACGAGCAUGGGGCCGCGAUGACGCAGAAGAAGCUGCCGACGAUGUGCCGCAUCCGGCCGGACAUUGCGGACGGGCGGCUGGUGCUGCGGCACGCCGACCUCGAGGACGAGCCGCUGACGAUUGAGCUGGAGGGCGGCGGUGAGGCGGGCGAGCCGGCCGCCGCACACCUCUGCCAGACGAAGGUGUGCCGGGACAGCGUGCAGGGCGUGGACUGUGGCGAGCGGGCGGCCGACUGGGUCAGCCGGGCGCUCGGCGUGUCCGGGCUGCGGUUGCUGCGCCAGUCCGGGCAGGAGCCGCGCCGCCAGCGCCAAACCGACCGCGCACUGUCGCUCAACAACCAGGCCCAGCUGCUGCUCGUCAACCGCACGUCGGUCCGGUGGCUGCGCGACAAGGUCGGGGACGGAGAUUGGGACGGCGCGGACGCACCGUCGCUCGACGCGCUGGUCGACCGGUUCCGGGGCAACCUGAUCGUCGAGACGGUCCGCCCGCUGGAGGAGUCGGACUGGCGGCGGGUGCUCGUCGGCCCCAGCCAGUUCACCGUCGACGGGCCGUGCACCCGCUGCCAGAUGAUCUGCAUCGAUCAGGCGACGGGCGAGCGGACGGCGGAGCCGCUGCGCACGAUCAGCCGCGAGUUUGGCGGGCGGAUGCGGUUCGGCGUCUACCUGUCGCUGGCGGGCGAUUGGGCCGACCGGGAGCUGCCCCUCGGUGCGACGGUUUCGGGUGUAAUCGAGGAAAGCGAAUAGCGAUUUCGGGGGAAUUGAUGGUCAAAACCUUUUUUUCCUUUUUGUUUUGCUAAACACACACGCAUUAAACGCACACUGAGCAUUAAACAUUGCGGUUUACCCACAAACAACGCACCUGGAUACUUUAGCAAUAAAAAAAAACGGACUAGAAGAAACACCACCGCA
Molecule: messenger RNA, 2877 nt
Organism: Anopheles gambiae (African malaria mosquito)
Lineage: Eukaryota; Metazoa; Arthropoda; Insecta; Diptera; Culicidae
Gene: mal
Product: molybdenum cofactor sulfurase
Exons: 2
Coding region: 400-2712 (770 amino acids)
Biological process (GO): Mo-molybdopterin cofactor biosynthetic process
Molecular function (GO): molybdenum ion binding; molybdenum cofactor sulfurtransferase activity; pyridoxal phosphate binding
Source: RefSeq, a predicted model, not a curated record